Molecule: messenger RNA, 864 nt
Organism: Trichoderma gamsii
Lineage: Eukaryota; Fungi; Ascomycota; Sordariomycetes; Hypocreales; Hypocreaceae
Exons: 4
Coding region: 1-864 (287 amino acids)
Source: RefSeq, a predicted model, not a curated record
AUGAGCGAUGUCCACUCCAGAGCGUCACUAAAGUCUGGGCCCAAGCUGCCCAGCUCCCGACUUCCUUUCCAUCUUGUUCUUCACCUUGAACAACUUCAUCUCUUCAUCUUUCUAUCUCUCACCUCCAUCUCACCUCCAUCUCACACACAAAUCUCCAAUCCAACUCAAUCCAACAACACCAGCAUCUUCGAUCCAAGUCAGCUCGCCAGGUUCCAUCCAAUCUACUUCCUCAGAACCAGCCACCGCCGCGUAUACACACACACAUACGUUAGCAGAGGGAAUAAAAAGGGCCUCCCACCACCCAGCAAAAGCCACUGGCACCCUGUUCCGGCAAACGCCUCCUCACCUUACUCCAACUUUGUCUCCCUUCCUACCAACCAGCGGCCAAUUCAUCGCGAAAAGCCUCCCCCCGCAACUGCUUCCGUCUUACCCCUUCUGCGCCUAGCCCUCGUCUUGUCGCCUCCCACCAAUCCAUCCAUCAAAAUGACUCGCUCUCACAAGUACGGCGAACGUGACCACAAGGGUCUCGCUGAUGGCAGCGUCUCUCCGACAGAACAACUGCCUCGCUUCUUUGCCAAGAGCGGCUACGUUGACGUUGAUCCCAAGAAGGUGAAGAAGGACGGCAACGGCAAAGGCAACUGGGGAAGCGUGGGCGAGGAAGUUAUUGAUCAAAACUUCCGCUUCACCAACGCUCGUCGCCGCUCCAACAGCUUUUCCCACCACAACCUCUCCGACUUCAAGACCAAGUUUGAAGUGAAUGAGAUGGACCCUCUCUACGACGAGUCUCUCCACGGACCCAUUGAUGAGGAGAAUGGAGAUGACCUCUCCAAGACCGACUCCACAGAGAGCGUCCACUCCGUCUAA